Messenger RNA from Amoebophrya sp. A120, 539 nucleotides. The record is from the annotation of a GenBank genome assembly. NCBI's taxonomy places the organism in Eukaryota, Dinophyceae, Syndiniales, Amoebophryaceae.
AUGGGGAAAAAGACGACACGCAAGCAGAUGCAGAAAAAAGAAAGGAAAGCCGCGGCGAAGGAGGAGAAAGUAGCGGCAGCGGCGACUGAAAUAAAUGCAGGAUCAUCUACCUCGACGACACAGCCGGCACUGGCAACAGGCGCAGCGAUAUCAAAUUGUUCACCCAUGCAUGCUGAAACGAACGCACUCUUGGUCAGACUCGAGGAGAAGCUCGGGAGGCUAAGAAGCUUAACGUUGGACGACAAGACAGGGCAAGCUUCUGACCAGUCGCGAGUAGAGGUAGAGCGUUUAGGAAAACUAUCCAAGCCUGUAUGGGAGGCUCACGUAGCUGCCGUUUUCACUUUGCUGUCACUGGAAUGCUCCGAGCGGCAUCUCGCCGGCCAGGACCCAGCAAGCGACAAAAAUUUGGUUGAGCAACUUGAACUGAUCAAAUCGCUGCUAGCGCAAUGACAAGCAAGUAGAACAACCUAGAUAGCUCGAGAAGUAUCGAAACUAACAGUACAUGCGACACGGAAACUUGAAAAAAAGUUGGAAAAAAC